Molecule: messenger RNA, 579 nt
Organism: Magnolia sinica
Lineage: Eukaryota; Viridiplantae; Streptophyta; Magnoliopsida; Magnoliales; Magnoliaceae
Exons: 1
Coding region: 1-579 (192 amino acids)
Source: RefSeq, a predicted model, not a curated record
AUGGAUAAGAUCCUAAUUUGGAAUGCUCAAGGGAUUGACAAUGCUCGUACUAUCAGAACAACAAAGUGGCUCAUCAAGAAAUUUAAUCCUCUCAUCAUUACCAUCCUUGAACCUAUGAUAGGAAAUGACAAGAGAGUGAAAACGGGCCUUACGCUGGGCUUUCACUGCUUUGUUUCCAACAUCGUCGAUGGAGGGAAAAUCUGGGUCGUUCAUAAGAACCCGGUGUUCCUAUCUGUCACUUUAUCGACUAACCAACUGAAUUCUUUUGCAGCAUCCGUUCCAAAAUUUCAGCAUCUGAUUCAUCUCACUGUGGUGUAUGAUAGCUGUGAUAGGAUCCAAAGGAGACAAUUAUGGCAUUUCAUGGGUACCAUCUCAGCCGCAAUCCAAGGCCCAUGGGCAUCAUGUGGUGAUUUCAACACGACAGCAACGACAAAUGAAAGGAGAAGCCGAUGUCUUCCGGAAAGAGGAGGUAUGAGGGAGUUCUCGGAUGUUAUUAAUUCCGCAGGGCUAAUGGAUGCAGGUUUCUCAGGGAAUCGCUUUACAUGGUCCAUCAACCAUGGCGGGCAGACCCGAGUCUAG